GCUGCGCUAUGAGGUUCGUAAUCGGCUUCAAAACAGUGAUACCACAGUACACCUUUAAUAGUGCAACCAAAUCGUGACCGUAUAAGUAAUAGAAAGUUUGUUUCUAUAUUAUUCUGCUGUGCUAUAAUAUUUCUGCGCAUGGAAUUAUACAUGCAAUCAACCGUAUUCAGCAUUUCAACCGAUAGCCGAAGAAAACCCAUUAGUCACAAUCAUCAUGCUACGUCAUCUGGUUAAUGUACUGCGCUAUAUGCUGCAAGCGAUACGGAAGAAUAUCAAACCUCUCAUCUUGAUAGCAUCGUUUCUCACAUUCAUAUGGCUGAUUGCGGACACAGUACAUCGGCCAGAAUUUGUGCGGCAUGCAUCAAAACAUACAUUCCAUUUUGGGAACCAUUCAAAAAAUCUCGACGAACGGUGGGAUCAACGGUCAGUUGAGCAGUUUCUAUAUCUGCUGGAAAUUGAUAUCAAUGCUACGAGCGGUCCCGAAAAUGGUCCAGUUUCAGAAGCAUGUCAGUCGAAAAACACGUUGCUUUUUACAGCUUUUGCCGGCAGUACGGUGUCGGAAAACUUGUGGCAUUACUUCUCCCUGAUUGCCAUACAAAACAGCUUAAUGUCCGUGGCGAGUACGGAACGGAUACAAGUUUUACUCACUGGCACGGCACGGACAGAGCUGAGCUUGCUUUUUGCGAGUAUACCAUUUGAAGUAAUCGAUCUCGAUACGAUACGAUGCUAUUACAUGCCGGCGGCAUGCAUUUUAAACAGCGACACAAACAUCGAACUAGCUGCAGACAAGAAUCAGGUUUACAUACUCAACAAUCAAGCGAAGCGCGUUGAGGAGAUCGUUAAAGUUUCCUGGGAGCAACAAAGACAGUUCUUCAACAUUCGCCCGGAAACCCAAAACACAGUCUACGACUUACUAAAGGAAUUACGCCAACGCGCAAAACUGUACGGCGAUGAAGAUGAUGUGACCAAUCUUCAGUUGGUUGGUGUACAUAUUCGUGAGGAAGAUGCACUACCUUUCGAGUACUACUAUCGUGCCAUUACAUUUCAACGCAAAAUGCAUGAUUCUGGCCUACUGUUCUUUGUGGUCAUAUGUGAAAAUCCCACCGGUGAGAUUUGCACUAUGUUGAACGCACAAAGCGAGCGAAUUGAAGUUAUGCCAGAACACGAUGAAAUUGAUGUUGAUUUUGCGCUUAUGAUGAUUUGCAAUCACACGAUCGUAUCAAAUGAACGUGACAUAUUUCCACCAUUGCUUCGGGGAGUAGGCAAUACUGUUGUGUUUGGCCAGCCAAACGAUGGUAGUCGAUAUGCGAAUGAGUUAGCUAACUAUUUGGAGAAUUGGUACAGUAUUGUUUAGUGUAAGUGCGUAAUGUGAGUAUACCAUAAAACAGUCAAUAAAUUAAUGUGUUAUUACAUAUGAUAA
Molecule: messenger RNA, 1420 nt
Organism: Anopheles funestus (African malaria mosquito)
Lineage: Eukaryota; Metazoa; Arthropoda; Insecta; Diptera; Culicidae
Exons: 3
Coding region: 215-1354 (379 amino acids)
Source: RefSeq, a predicted model, not a curated record